Periconia digitata is the source of this 1955-nucleotide messenger RNA. Lineage: Eukaryota; Fungi; Ascomycota; Dothideomycetes; Pleosporales; Periconiaceae. The record is from the annotation of a GenBank genome assembly.
UGUAUAUAUAUACUUAGUAUACAUACACUCGUAUUCCCCGGACCACACCCCCGCGCGCCCUUUGUCGAGCCAUCAUUCAUUAAUUCCCUCUUGCAUAUCAUUACUUGGUAUAAGUAAUAGAUUGCUACCCGCCGUCUCGGCUUCCAUCUCAUCAUCUCAACCACUUCUCUCCCCGGCUUUCGCUGCUCUGCCACCCACCGGAUCGGAUCGGAUCGCUACCCACUCCACUUCCCCAUGCUGCAGUAGCCGCGCUUGCAUACCUCAUACCUCACACCUCACACGACAACACCACCUCCACCUCCGCCUCCACCACCAUGUGGGCGCAAACCCUCCAGCGCCUCCCUUGGCAGCUGGCAUGCGCCCUCUUCGCCAUGGUCGCCGCCGCCGACAUCCAGCCUUCAAACUCCUCAGUGCCCGGUGUUCGGAAAGCAGACCUGGACUAUGGCACCGGCAACGACACCUUCCUCAUACCCUGGACAGAAGCCUCGGGUCGCACUGCUGACAUUGAGCUGUUCCUCACCACCGAUACCAAUUACCAGAACCUGGCAAACGGCCAAACCGCCUUCCUCAGCUGCGACCAAUAUGCCGGCAAUCUUCAGGCCGCAGACAUUGUGGAAAACAUUUACAACUCCCGCAAUUCCAGCGGUGUGAUCCUGUAUAGCGCCUUCAGCAGCUGGUGCAACUUUACCACCACCCCACCCCACCCGGAUUUUCCCUUGUAUUCGUCCACGACACAAGCCAUGUCGCAGGCACUCCUCGUCGCCCUGCGCGGCCAGCCCGAUGGUCUUUUGGCUGCAAAAGUGCAGAUGCUUUCGCCGAAUGGUCAGCCCAGCGGCCCAGACGAUGGCGGUAGGAACCAGAACCCUCUAGGACCUAGUCCUUCCACGGCAGUCGCUAUGAUUAUUCUCUACAGCAUCACUGGUAUCAUAACCGCUCUCUUCUUGAUCAUCAUCAUUACCGGUGCCGUGCGAGCCCACAGACACCCCGAGCGUUAUGGACCGAGAGACGUGCUGGGCCGUCCUCGCCAGUCUAGAGCAAGAGGGUUAGGAAGGGCCAUUCUGGAUACGCUGCCGAUUGUCAAGUUUGGCGAAAAGGAACAGCCCAAACCGGCCGACGUGGAGCUGGGUUCCACAUCCGAAGCACGAGGGGUGGACGGCGCUACGUCUGCUGAGACGACCGCUCCCGCGGAUCCCGGUGUUCCCACUACCACGACAGGAAUCCCGGCGACCACAUCCACCGAUGCCACGAAUGCCCAACAACAUCAAACCACCGAAGAAGGUAUCGCACCUGCUCAACCUGUGGUUGCUGGGUCAGCUUCUACGGGAGAUGGUGCAUCGCCGGACGAAGGGCUGGGAUGUUCCAUCUGCACCGACGAUUUCGAGAAGGGGCAGGACCUGCGCGUUUUACCCUGCAACCACAAGUUCCACCCGGAAUGCGUGGAUCCCUGGCUCCUAAACGUCUCUGGCACUUGUCCACUAUGUCGUGUGGAUCUCCGCCCCGUAACGUCAAACACCUCCGAAGACGAGGACCAAGAUCCUGAUCACCUCGCUCCACCUCUAGCCUCCGACGCCGACCCUGCACACCGUCGUCGCUCAGGUCUUCACGCCCUGCUCUCCUUCCGCACUCGUCCAUCUGCCUCCCCUGAGGAACGCAUCUCCGCCCUCCGUCGCCUUCGCGAACAGCGAAGGAACCUCUCCAACGAGGGUGUAGCAAGCGGUAGCGGCCAAGCAAAUACGAGCGCCGAAGAUGUAUCUGCGAAUCGUAGAAGCAAGAGGAUGAGUGCGCGUCUUUCGGACGUGUUUGGAGGCGGGAGACGACGCAAUGGCCGUGAAGCCAGCCCUCCUGCUCCGGAAGCGUCCGAGUCGACGACUGGAGGUGCGGCGGAAUCGAGUUCGCAGCAGCAAGGGUCAUUGCCACCACAUUCUGGCCCUGAAGCGCGUGAGCAGCAGCAAUAG